Messenger RNA from Gavialis gangeticus (Gharial), 1224 nucleotides. RefSeq names its product dual specificity phosphatase 19 (gene DUSP19). The transcript has 4 exons. Gene Ontology annotation, molecular function: JUN kinase phosphatase activity. Gene Ontology annotation, biological process: protein dephosphorylation; regulation of MAP kinase activity. The record is from RefSeq and is a predicted model, not a curated record. Bases 186 to 833 code for a protein of 215 amino acids. Gene Ontology annotation, cellular component: cytoplasm. NCBI's taxonomy places the organism in Eukaryota, Metazoa, Chordata, Crocodylia, Gavialidae.
GCAGUCUUAGAAAAAUGAGGCUUGAUAUGGUAGCUUUCUUUUCUGUCUGGUGCUGUCUGCAAAUUCCAAGGAGCAAAGAGUCUGCGUGUGCAGUGCAGACCGUGCAAUAAGUCAGAGAAGAGAUUAGCGUCACUGAGAAGCUAACAGGCUACUGCUUUGCCUGCUGAAAGGCUCCUGCUCAUGUCAUGCACUCACUUACUCAGGAAAUCAGAAGUUUUUCCAGGACAAAUCUGAGGAAACAAUGCACCAGGGUAACAACUUUGAGUGGAAAGAGAAUUAUAGAGACCUGGAAAGAUGCCAGAAUGCAGGUGGUGGAGGAAGCAGACCCAAGUGAUGGGGAUGGCUGUGGUUACGUGCAAGAUUUCAGCUUGGACCUGCAAGUUGGUGUAAUUAAGCCCUGGUUGCUGCUUGGAUCACAAGAUGCUGCUCAUGAUCUGGAGACGAUGAAGAGAUAUGGGGUUACUCAUGUCCUAAAUGUGGCAUAUGGAGUAGAAAAUGCCUUCCUCGAUGACUUUGUAUACAAGAGCAUUUCCAUACUGGAUCUUCCUGAGACAGACAUCACAUCCUAUUUUCCAGAGUGUUUUGAGUUUAUUGAGCAAGCUAGGAUUCAGGAUGGAGUGGUGCUGGUUCACUGUAAUGCAGGAGUCUCUCGUGCUGCAGCAAUUGUCAUUGGUUUUCUAAUGAAUUCAGAAGGACUUGGUUUUGCCAGAGCCUUUACUCUGGUGAAAAAUGCAAGGCCUGCCAUUUGUCCAAAUCCUGGCUUCAUGGAGCAGCUUCACAAGUACCAAGAGUACAAUAAAAAGGCAAAUGCAAGCAUAAAUGAUCAUGAAUGAUAAAAAGAGAGAAACUAAACAGUCUGUGUGCUUGUAUUGUAACAGAUGUGUCGAUGUACUUUAUGUCGUUUCUCAGACUCCUCUCACACGUAUAUUUUAAAUAUAUUUUCUACAUAUUUAAUUCUUCACUUUUUUAUCUAAAUAUGUUACAUUACUUGGUCCAGACUUCAAGCAGGGAAGAGGCCAAACUUUAUUCCAUUGACUUCAGCGCUUAAUUGGCCCAAGGACAUGUUUUUCCCCUAGAGUGGUGAUAAAAGAUCAAGUUCUAGCUUGUUUGAAAUAUCAGACAGAAGAGAAUGACAGGUUUUCAUUGAACUGUCUGAGGAUACAAGCAAUAGAAAAGGGAAAUAAAAUGCUGCCUCAGAUAAUAAAGUUACUGCAUUUACUUUAA